Molecule: messenger RNA, 1139 nt
Organism: Manihot esculenta (cassava)
Lineage: Eukaryota; Viridiplantae; Streptophyta; Magnoliopsida; Malpighiales; Euphorbiaceae
Product: protein-L-isoaspartate O-methyltransferase 1
Exons: 4
Coding region: 275-922 (215 amino acids)
Biological process (GO): protein modification process
Cellular component (GO): cytoplasm
Molecular function (GO): protein-L-isoaspartate (D-aspartate) O-methyltransferase activity
Source: RefSeq, a predicted model, not a curated record
UCAUGAAAAUGCUAGUGUCUGUUGCUUGUAUCUCUCGCGUAUGUUUGCCGUGCCGCAACAAUAUCGCUCAUCUUAACCGCCUCGUAACCUACACCCUCCAGUCUUAUCGUCACCGUCUUCUUCUUUAUCUUAUUUUCGACAAUCUCUUCUUUCCGUCUUCCUAAAAAACUCAACUGCUUCUUCUCGGGUACCUCUCUCUUCUUCCGCAUGGAGUUGUUCUUUUGACAAGUUACAGCAAUCGUGGGCUGGAAGUGGCAUCAAUAAGAAUAAAGCCAUGGUAGAGCAUUUGCAGCAUUAUGGAGUGAUCAGCUCAAAAAGGGUGGCAGAAGUUAUGGCAACGAUUGAUAGGGCUUUAUUUGUACCAGAUGGAACUCCAGCUUAUGUUGACAGCCCCAUGGCGAUAGGUUACAAUGCCACUAUUUCUGCACCUCAUAUGCAUGCAACAUGCCUUCAGUUGUUGGAGGAGCAUUUAAAACCUGGCAUGCAUGCUUUGGAUGUUGGUUCAGGAACUGGGUAUUUAACAGCUUGCUUUGCCAUGAUGGUCGGACCCCAAGGUCGUGCUGUUGGUGUGGAACAUAUUCCAGAGCUGGUUAUGUCUUCAAUCAAGGAUAUUGAAAAAAGUGCAGCAGCUCCAUUGUUGAGAGAAAGUUCGCUCUUAAUGCAUGUUGGUGAUGGAAGGCAAGGUUGGCCAAAGUUUGCACCUUACGAUGCCAUACAUGUCGGUGCAGCUGCACCAGAAAUCCCAGAACCGCUCAUUGAUCAGUUGAAGCCUGGUGGCAGAAUGGUGAUUCCAGUUGGUGACAUGUUACAAGCUUUGGAAGUCAUCGACAAGGACCAGGAUGGUUCUAUUAGUGUCCGGACUGAAACUUGUGUGUCUUAUGUUCCUUUAACAAGUCGAGAUGCCCAACUAGGGGAUUACUGAGCCUGGGACAUUUACCUCCGGAGGUUUAAGGCUAUAGGGAAAUACUUGUCUAUGCUCCAUAGAAGUCGCUGUAAAGUUGUGCAGGAUAGGCCCUUGUAGUUGUAAUGAGCAUGCUAUAAUCUCAAUAACUUAUCAGGAGAGAGCUUUUCUUUGGUAGAAUUUUAAAUAUUAAAAAGGUGUUCUAAUCAAAAUAUAUGCAGUGUCGGCGUCUUUCGAG